Molecule: messenger RNA, 807 nt
Organism: Paramecium sonneborni
Lineage: Eukaryota; Ciliophora; Oligohymenophorea; Peniculida; Parameciidae
Source: the annotation of a GenBank genome assembly
AUGAGGCUUCAGAGUAAGAGUGGGGAAUAAAUAUUAAAGAAUAAAGCAAAGAAUGAUAAAGAAAGUUACAAAAAAAAAGAGUUUUCGAUCAGUUUAAGAAAGAAAUGGUCUCUAGAAGAAGAUAAAAAAUUAACAACUUAUACGACACUCUAUGGUCAUCAUUGGCUUAAGGUAGCACAAUAAAUGGAAGAAAGAAAUGCUUCUUAAUGUUGUUAAAGGUGGAAAAGAAUAAAAAAGUGCUUAGGUUUCAAACCAAACAAGGCUAAACGAUGGACUUAAAAUGAGGAUGAUGCGUUAUUAAGAAUUUUUAAAGAGAUAGGUCCAUAGUGGAAUGCUAUAGCUAGAUAAAUGAAGAUCAAAACAGGUAAAUAGGUGAGGAGAAGGUAUAAGAAUUUCCUUGAUCCAAAUCUUAAUCAUGGACCUAUCAAUGAGGCAGAGGAUGAAAGAAUAUUUUAGAAUUAUCUUAAGUAUGGAUCCUAAUGGAGCAAAAUAGCAUAAGAAAUGCCUGGAAGAUCUGUAUAAUAUUGUUCAUUUAUAAUUUAGGAAAAUAUGGUAAAAAAUCGCUUUUAUUCAUAUAUUAAGGAGAAAUACCUAAAUCAACCUAAUCUGUAUUUCAAAGUCAAACCACUUGACCAAGAAAACUUGUCAAAAGGUUCAAACAUAUUUCAUUAAUUUAAACAUGAGUCAUAAGAAUAAAGACAUCUUUAAGAUAUAUUUAAUGAUUCUAAUGAGAUUGUCGAUAACAAUUAAUCGAGUUUUUUUUGGAAUUAAGAAUCAAAAGCUCAAAUCCAUUACCUAUUCAAAUGA